AUGGAUGACCAGAACUACAGUGUGAUCCAGACGCCUUCGCCCUCCGGGAUCCGGGGCAGCGACGCCGACACAGGGAGCCGGGGUUAUGAGGUGGAGAGGAGAGACAUGACGGUGGAAAACAUGCUGGAGGAGUCCGCCGUGCUCUCGGCGCCUCACCUGUCCGUGGAUCGAUACGAGCGCAGCCGUCAGGGAUGCUGCGAGCGGGUGGUGAUCAACAUCUCGGGUUUACGCUUCGAGACGCAGCUGAAAACUUUCAACCAGUUUCCAGAGACGCUGCUGGGGGAUCCGAGGAAAAGGAUGCGCUACUUUGACCCACUGAGGAACGAGUACUUCUUUGACAGGAACAGACCCAGCUUCGAUGCCAUCCUCUACUACUACCAGUCAGGGGGGCGCAUACGGAGACCUGUUAACGUCCCCAUUGACAUUUUCUCCGAGGAGAUCCGCUUCUAUCAGCUCGGGGAGGAGGCCAUGGAGAAGUUCCGAGAUGAUGAGGGGUUCAUUAAAGAGGAAGAGCGCGUGCUGCCCAAAAAUGAUUUCCAAAAACAGGUUUGGCUCCUCUUUGAGUAUCCCGAGAGCUCGGGGCCAGCCAGGGGCAUCGCCAUAGUCUCGGUUCUUGUCAUUUUGAUCUCCAUAGUGAUUUUCUGCAUGGAGACUCUGCCCGAGUUCAGGGACGAGAGGGACCAAGCCACAGUGGCACCCACGAUCAAUGGCACUGCCCCCCAAGUGCCGAGCCCCUUCACGGACCCUUUCUUUGUCAUCGAGACUCUGUGCAUCAUCUGGUUCUCCUUCGAGCUGCUGGUCAGGUUCUUCGCCUGCCCCAGCAAAACUUGCUUCUCCAAGAACAUCAUGAAUAUCAUCGACAUCGUGGCCAUCAUCCCCUACUUUAUCACUCUGGGGACCGAGCUGGCCGAGAGGCAGACCAACAGCGGGCAGCAGGCCAUGUCCCUCGCCAUCCUGAGGGUGAUCAGGCUGGUGAGGGUCUUCCGGAUCUUUAAGCUGUCUCGACACUCAAAGGGACUUCAGAUUCUGGGUCAGACCCUCAAAGCCAGCAUGAGGGAGCUCGGCUUGCUCAUCUUCUUCCUCUUCAUCGGAGUUAUCCUCUUCUCCAGCGCGGUUUACUUUGCGGAAGCAGACGACCCCUCGUCCAGCUUCACCAGCAUCCCAGACGCGUUUUGGUGGGCUGUGGUCACCAUGACGACGGUGGGGUACGGAGACAUGCAUCCGGUGACCAUCGGGGGGAAAAUAGUGGGGUCUUUGUGCGCAAUAGCGGGCGUGCUGACCAUUGCCUUACCCGUGCCAGUGAUUGUGUCCAACUUCAACUACUUCUACCACCGUGAGACGGAGGGAGAGGAGCACCCUCAGUACGUCCACACGGGCAGCUGUGAGCACCUCCCCUCUGAGGAGCUGAGGAGGUCCUCGUGCAGCUCCUCAUCACUCAGUAAAUCCGAGUACAUGGUGAUAGAGGAGGGCAUCAACAGCGCCUUCAAGCAGCCCAACUUCAGCACUGAGAACAACCAGAACUGUGUGAACAUCAAAAAGAUCUUCACUGAUGUGUGA
Messenger RNA from Xyrichtys novacula (pearly razorfish), 1557 nucleotides. Lineage: Eukaryota; Metazoa; Chordata; Actinopteri; Labriformes; Labridae. The record is from the annotation of a GenBank genome assembly.